AUGCUAUUACGAGAUUUACAAGUAUUAGAUCAUUUAUCUAGAACUGAUCAAUCAAGUGGUGAUCGAAUUGUUCGAAUAGCUCGAAGUAUUCCCAAUUUACUUGAUGAUAGAGAGAUUGAUAAGCUAGAAAAUGAAUGGACAUUAUAUUCAGUUGAACUGGUCGAUCGGUCUUGGUAUAUUAAAGAUGAAUAUGUUGAUUCAAAUGGUAAUAAUCAAAUAAAAUAUCACUCUAUUGAUUAUUAUUGGAACAACGUCUUUUCAAUUUUAACAAAAAAUGGUAUAUCAAAGUAUCCAACAUUAACUAAACUAAUAAAAAAUGUUUUAAUUAUUACACAUGGUAAUGCUGAUGUUGAGAGAGGUUUUAGUAUUAAUUCGAACAUUCUUACGGAAAAUCGAUCAUCAUUAUCAGAAUCAUCAAUAAAUGGUUUAAGAUUAGUUUAUGAUGCAGUAAAAGUUUUUGGCAAUGAAUCAGCACAUAAAGUAACAUAA
Molecule: messenger RNA, 489 nt
Organism: Rotaria sp. Silwood2
Lineage: Eukaryota; Metazoa; Rotifera; Eurotatoria; Philodinida; Philodinidae
Source: the annotation of a GenBank genome assembly